Molecule: messenger RNA, 3315 nt
Organism: Caenorhabditis remanei
Lineage: Eukaryota; Metazoa; Nematoda; Chromadorea; Rhabditida; Rhabditidae
Exons: 20
Coding region: 1-3315 (1104 amino acids)
Source: RefSeq, a predicted model, not a curated record
AUGGUGAUAACAUCUAUACCUACUCCUACUGUUACUGUUAUUCCUGUGCCGAAACCUCGACGUCUUCUAUCCUCAGAUGCCCCAGUGCCACCACCUCGAAAAUCUCUACUCUCAAAUCGAAGAGUGUCGAGAGAGAAUCGGAUUCUGGAAGUUGCUGAACCAGAAUUGAGAAGUUCGAAACUUCGUCCAUGCUCUUUCCCAUCGUGUUCGUCAUCUUGCCAUCUGAAUAAUCUGGAAACUAGUUCCUUCGAUAAGGCUGAAAAUCAUUUGAAAUCAUUCUGUACUCCCGACGACACACCAACAAUGUCGGCGAGAGCCAUCGCUCGAAAUCGUGGAGCGACGACAACGACAAAUUAUAGUAAUAUUAAUAACAGCGAACGACCACUGUCGGCUUACGAAGAAUCGGCAGAAGCGACACGGCAACGAAAGAAUCGAAGAGCCAGUGUGGCGGUAAUGCCAAUGAUGGAAUUGGAUUAUAGGGAUAGAGUUAUUGCUGGAAGUACUCGAUCGGCGACGAUGGGAAGACGGAGAAGUGAAGGGACGGCGGGGAGAGAAUUCAGCCCGGACUUUGGAGCAAUUCGAGUACAAGUGGAGGAUAUCACGUCGGUUCCCGGCUCAAUGAUGAAGGAGGACGACGAUGAGAAGAGUGGGGAAAUCGACGGCGGACGGUCUUUUGACAACGGUGGCGAGACGUCAACUGAAACGAUUACCGACGCGACUCUCAAUGGAAGUAUGCUGAAUGGAAUCCGCCGUGUCUCCGAUUGGGCGGUCCCUUCAGAGUAUGCGAGCAGUCCGAUUGCUCAAGAACUGUCUCAAUCAGAAGUUGAAGAGAGACCUCGACCGCCGAUCCCGGCAAUGUAUAUGAACACUUCGAUAUCGUCUGCCGCCACGACGACGACGGAUCGAGGCGAGGAGAGUGUCUACUCGGAUUUCGUGCUGAAAAGGAACUCGUCGACGUCUUCGAUGUCGGGAAAAAGUGUGACGUUGCUGGAACAGAUUAUACGGACACACGCAGUUUGGUACCUCCCCCAUAUGGGUCGCCCCGAAGUCCUUCAUCUUCUCCGCCGUAUGGAACCAGGAAACUUCAUUGUCCGAGCAUCGACCCGCGAAAACUGUAUGGCUCUCUCAGUCCGCUUGGCGCCAGGAGCACACGUCGAUAUAGAUCACUAUAUAAUCGAAAAGCUCAUAGUUCCACUGAAAUCUGGUUCUUCGAAGGAUUCUGUGGCGCCGACGUCGGUGAAAGCGGUCCGAUUGGAAGGCAGCCCACUCACUUUUCGAUCUCUUCCACUUCUUAUCGAACACUAUUGUGUUAAUGAAGACGAAUUGGAGCAUCAUCUCCAACUUCCAUCUGCAAUCCGCGCAUGCACAACUACAAAGCAGCUAUUGAGUAUUGCUGUGAUGGAGCAGGAAUUCUGGGCCAGAGAGAUGUCGUUGUCCAGAAAUAAGACGGCGUCGACCUCCUCGUCGUCACGGAAUUCAAUUGCGUCGUCGUUUCGAAGCAACAACAACAUCAACGCCUCCAACAAUAAUACUAUGCCGAGAUGUCAUGAAGCCCCAGACGCCUCCACAUGGUUUAUGGAUCGUCCCACUGUCGACGAUGAAUCGAUUUAUGAUGAGGUGGAGCCACGAAUGAAUAGUAGAACUGGAGUAGGCGGCGGCGGUGGCAGUUACUAUGCAGUCAAUGACAACAUCAUCAAAUCCAACACGCUCAACAACAAUUCUCCGAGACGGAGCAGUGGAAUGUUGUUGACACCUGAAAUGGCAUUGGGACCGGAUCAGCAGAAGACUUCCAAGAAACGCCGCUCAUCGUCUCGUGCCUCGUCUUCAUCGAAUCCUAGAUUCGCUACAGUUUGUGUUGGAGAUUUCACGUCACUUGAUAAUUGGAAUGGAACGUCUUCAAAGAAUGAUCCAGAUGAGACGGAUAGUGGAUUGAGUACUCACUCGCCGCCGAGCAAGCACGAUCGUCUAGAUGAUGUUCACAUCUCCCGAAGUGACCGUCGCUCUCAAUCCGUCAGAUCGCAUAAAAGUGUCACAUCAUCUCCGAAGCUUGGCAUCCCAUCGUCGACAAGCAGUACACUUUCACGGCCACGUUCGUUUCUUCGGUCGCUUCUCUCGUUUGGAUCGUCAAAUAAGGAGCAGAAGAGGAAGGAGAGCUUGGACGUUGACUCGACACCCCGCCUUGCCAACUGUGAAUACUUCACUCCAUGGGAUAGCAACAGAUCGAAUAUGCAACAAGUUAGAACCUCCCGCUCCGCCUUCGACAUCACCUCCCCUCCAACCCGCGGAUUCUUUGGCUCAACGACACCGAAAAAACGGAAUGGAGUGAUGCCAAGUUCCGUCUAUCAAGCAAAAAAUGCCUCAUCAUCGAACAUGUUUGACGACGAGAAUUACACGCGUGGAUGGAAGGAAGCUGCGUAUGCUGAGACACCGAACAAUCAUCAAGCGGAUUCGUCGAUGCGAACGUUCAAACCGCCGAAUUAUGAUGAUGUCGCUGGAUCUUCCACUGGAUCCCCAUCGAGCCGAUCUCGACCGCUGGCUAUGCGAAGAGAACGAAGUGAUUUAGGAGUGAUGAGCAACGGAUUCAAUCUCGGAGUGAAGAACAACGCACCACGUCUGGCACAUCACAAUGAGAGCAGUCCGGGACCCGCGCAUUCUUCUUCUAAUGGUCGUGUUCCGAUGACACCACCGGCGAACGCGGGCGAUCCACUGGUGCAACAGAAUUGUGUUGAAGAGUUGCGUCGAAAACGACUGCAAUCCGCCAAUGAAAUGCUCUCACCGCACGAAAUCAACGCUGCCAAACAUCCAUAUGGAGAAGUUCAUAGUGCACACGCGAGUCCUCAAGUAUCAAUGAGACGACGAAACGGCGGAUUCCCAUCACCAUCUGCCAGUCACAACGGAUUCAAUCGAAACAACGCGUUCGCCGCUAUUGAUAGAAGUCGUGGAGGAGAUCAUCGAUUGUCUGUGCCCAAUUUGAUUGCUGUAACUGAUCCAUUGGUUCCUGGAAGUGUUGGACAAUCAGCGAAAGCGUUGAGAGAACGACUUGGUGGAAGGACUACGGAUGGGGAGUUGAUGGUUAUUAAUGAAGGAUUGGUCACACCGGUAGUGAGAAGAAAAACGUUUGCUCCAGCUAUGAAGACUGUAACGACAUCGAUGGAUGAGUUGGGUGGAGAAGUGAUGAAGAAACGAGAGGCUCUCGAAGCGGCUCUCAAUGAGAAGAGAAGACAUCCAUCGGAUUCGAUGUCUAGUGGAUCGUCGGAUCAUUCGUCAUUGGGUAGAAGGAAACAAAAAAACACGUAUGCUAACGAGGAAACCUAG